AACCCUUCCAUAUCCCACACUGUGAUACAACCCUUCAGUCCUCCAUGAUCAUAGGUUCAAUGUCAACAGCUUCAUUUAUGUUCAACAUGGCCAUUAAAAUUCAGCCAGGAACAAGGUCUAUGUUCGAUAUGGCCUACGACAGAGGAUAGCUAGCUUGAUUUCCACAUAGUUACAUAUCAUAGUUCCACCCAAGCUAAACUCUAGUUUCUCCUUUUUUUUUUUCUUUUUUUUUUUUUUAUUCCUUAAUCCCGAUUUUAGUAUAUACGAAGUGAUGGAAACAAUCAAGGGAAAUACGGGAAAGAAUAACUUUCUCGUGAAGACAUGGAAGCGAUGUCGAUCCUUCUCCCACAUCCACAGCAGCAAGGGCAGCCUUAGUAGGUUACCGAAGAGCAGAUCAUGGAGCGGCAAGGAGACGAUGAAGAAGAAAAUAGCACCGGGAGGGUUUUUUCCGGUGUGCGUCGGACCUGAUAAACAAAGGUUCGCUGUGAAAACAAAGUAUGCAAGUCAUCCUUUGUUUGCGAUGCUUCUGGAGGAUGCAGAAAAGGAAUACGGGUACCACUGUGAUGGCCCGAUAUCACUUUCAUGCGAUGUGGAUCUGUUCUACAAGGUGUUGGCGGAGAUGGAGGCAAAAGAUGUGCAGCCGUUGGGAAGGAGCUAUGCGUUCGGGUCAUGCAGUCCGUUUAAUCCUAGCCGUCGAUUGGGAAGCAAUGGUGCAGCUCAGAUGGCUAAACUAGGGUAUGGUUAUUAUGGACCUAUAAGCCUACAAGCUCGAUUACGAUGAGUUAACCCAGUUUAUGAAAGUUGUAUAAAUUCGCAUCUCAUGUUUACGUAUGCUUAAGUUAACUAUAAGCGAUGUAUGAACAAAUCCGGUUGCCUGUAAUAUAUAUUUGUGAUUUUCUUAUAA
Molecule: messenger RNA, 904 nt
Organism: Lactuca sativa (garden lettuce)
Lineage: Eukaryota; Viridiplantae; Streptophyta; Magnoliopsida; Asterales; Asteraceae
Biological process (GO): response to auxin
Source: RefSeq, a predicted model, not a curated record